Messenger RNA from Oenanthe melanoleuca, 8393 nucleotides. It is a transcript of the gene CCDC187, whose product is annotated as coiled-coil domain containing 187. Gene Ontology annotation, molecular function: microtubule binding. The coding region runs from base 256 to 7488 and encodes 2410 amino acids. NCBI's taxonomy places the organism in Eukaryota, Metazoa, Chordata, Aves, Passeriformes, Muscicapidae. The record is from RefSeq and is a predicted model, not a curated record. Gene Ontology annotation, cellular component: centrosome. The transcript is spliced from 28 exons. Gene Ontology annotation, biological process: microtubule anchoring.
GUGUCUCUCGUGUGUCCCCAGCUGGUAGCAGGAGCUGGAGCCUGUGGGUGGCUCAGCCAGGGAAGGAGCAGCACGUGGAAGCUCAGUGCUGGGAUCCCUCUCACACCUCUGCUUUGGGACCAGCUGCUCUUGGAAGGCUGCAGAUCAUCUCCAAAGGGCUUUUGCACAGCUCCAGGUGGGGAUUCCAGUCCAUGCAUGGCUGAGCCUUCAAAAGAUACAGAGACCAAGUAAGCAGAGCUGUAGCAGAGCUGAAGGAUGGAGAGCAGCUUUGCCUGUGGAGAACUGGAUCCUCUGACUGCUGUGGCCUUGGCUUGGAAGAGUCUCCAGGAAGCCAAAGCAGUGCUACAAAGGAUUGAAAACAAAUUUUAUCAUCAAACGUGGAGCUGUGCCAAAUCCCAGGCAGCCAGAAGAAAGCUUUGGCACGAAAAGAGCUUUGAUGGCGAGAGGAGCAAAGAUGAAACAGCUUUGAGUGAGAAAAAGAGCAAUGAGAUUGCUCCAGCCCACAGAGAGGGGAGCUCUGCUGUUCUCUCCCCUGCUCACUCACAGACCUGUUUGCCUGAGAGCCCACCCAGGAUGUCCCCUCUGUCCCCCAGGGCAGCCUCAGGACGCUGCACCCCUGCCAGGAAUUUGGCUGUGGAUGGAAAAGGCUCAGCUGGGACAUGGGCACCUGCAAAGAGCCUGGACAGCCCAAGAAGGGACAAUUUCAGGGAGCUGGGAUAUUCAAGAGGAUUCCCAGCAGAGAAGGAAAAAUCUCCCUGCUCCCUGCAUCACCCACCUCUCUCCCCUGCAAGGAGCAGCUCCUUCUCUGUCCUGUGUGGCAGCAACACUCCCAUGCCCACGGCUCUCCUGCUUCCCAAAUUCCUCCUUUCAGCAGCCAGCAAGGCCAGAGAUCAGAAGCUGGAAGAGCUGUGGAGAAAAUCACCCCAAAAUAAGUUAGAGCAGCUCAAGAAGAGGAUCCAGGAGCAGAAGAGGAAGCAGCAAGCAGCAGCCAGGGAGCAGGAGCGCCUGAUUUUUGCUAAAGACCCCCUGCCAAAGAGAGCCCUGAAAAGAAAGGUCUGCAGAGUGGCCUCUGCUCCUCCUGCUCCAGCUCUCAGAGACCAAAAAGAGAGGAGCUCAGCAUGGAGAAUUCAAACACAACACCAGAGGCAGCUUUCAUCCAAGUCCUGUGCUCUGGAGAGAGCAGUGGCAGGGAAAGGUAUGAAUCUACCUGGUGUUUCUGCAUGGAGAGAAGGUCAGAGGUUGGCCAGAAGGCUGCUGGGUCCACCCCCUUCACUUCCACAUUUGAGGAGCAGAACUGGAGAGCAGAGCACAUCAAAAACCUUUGAACCUUUGGAAGGAGCUCGAGGAUUUGAGGCAAUGCCAGUGAUGGAAAACAGCUCCAGAGUGAAGGGAAAUGAAUCUGUGGGGAAGAGCCCUGGAGCACAAAGAGCUGAGGUUGCACCCAGCAAGGCUGAAAGGGGCAGCAAUGCACCCACAGAGGAUACAAACCAAGCACUCAGGAACCUUCUCCUGCAAAGCCAGCCCUGUGAGGAACACAGACACAUCAGGCUCCCCAGAGAUGCUGUGAAACACCAACCCCAAGGGAUCCAUUCUCCUUCACCUGGACUUUCAUUAACUAAAGACAAAGCCAAGCCCAGCACCUCAGGAAACUGCAGCAGAGGAAAAAGUACAUCUGCUCAGGGACAGAAAGGGUCUGAGAAAGAAAAUCUUAAGCAACCUUCAAAGAGGAGGGUAAAUCUUAAAAAACCUCACCCCUACAGCCCUGAAAGCGUUCGGGAAUUUAUGUAUCGAAAAAAGGCAGAAAGAAAGAAAAAACUCCUCGAAGAGAAAAAAUCUUUGGCUCAGGCUGUGGAGAUGAGGAAGGAGAGGUUGCAAGAAGUGUACAGGAAACAAAAAGAAGCUGUUGGGAAGAAAUCAUGUCCUGAUGAGAUGCAUAAACCCAUUGGGAAAACGGGUUCUGCCAAAGGAAAUCCUCAGUGUGAAUUUGAGCAGGAGCAAACCAGUGAGGGAGUGCUGGAAAGGAGUUUCAUGGCCUGGGUGGAUGAAACAUCCUCUCCUCCAUCACCUGAAGAUCACACAAGCAGGAAUCAACUCCUAGAAACAGCUCAACCACCUAAAAAAGGAGAGGCAUCAGGUCCCCCAGCACCACUGGAAUCCAAAUGCUGGUUUCCCUGUCCCCUGAAAUGUGAAGACCUGAGGGACUGCUCUCCCCCAGCUCUGCACUCACUUCCUCUGAGCUUUGCUGUUCCUCAGAAAGAUGCAAAACCUUCCUCCAAGGACUCAUCUUUUGGGCUUUCUCCACACAGAAGCAAACAGGAUCGAGUGAGAGCCAUUCACAGUCUGUCCAGGGAACUUGAAGAAAAGAUUGACGUGGCAAGGAAGAGGCUGAGUGCAGCCAGCUGGGUUAAAGCCUGUGCUGACAAACAAACCACAGAGACAGCUCUGGACCUUUACAGUGAUCCUCCUUCUGUCCCAGAACCUGAGACUUCCAGGGAUGGGCAGGAGAGAACAGUGACUGCACAAAUGCUUCUGGACACCACAGCUCCUGAUGUGCUUCGUGUGACAUCCCAUAGGGAACGCCAUGGACUGGGCAGGACUGGCCUGGGGGGCAGCACUGAGGGAGCAGCAGCCCUGGGCAGACAGAGGGAAAUGCCAACUCCUUUGCCUGGUGGGAAUGCUGAGAGGGAAGGAUUGCCCUGGAUCACUCAUAGUGCAGGACAGAGUCACCUCAGCUCUGCAGGAGACCUGAGCAGCACUGUGCAAGGUUUCCCUGUGAAUAAGGGCUCCAAGGUGGACAUAAGUCUAUGGCAUGAAAAGCCAAUAACCAGCCCAGCCUCUCCAGCUCACAGAUUCCUCACUAGAAGCCCACAGGGAGAACUCACAGCACGGAGGGAUCAAUGUGGAUGUGAGACUGUUUUGAAAGGUCAGAACCAAGAGGAAAUGGCCAACCCAUCUCCUGGAGAGAGCCUGAGGAUCUGGGACAGCCUGAGCUUCCAGCCCUCUGCCACUCUGAGCACUGACAGCUUUGAGCAUGACUUGGGUGAAGGAGAUUUUGGCAGCACAGAGCUGGAAGACAAACACAGGAGCCACAUGGACAUUUUGAGGCAAACCUCCCUACUACUGGCUCACAGACUGAAGCUCCAGCAGGAACAGCAGAAACAGCAGCUUGUGGUGCUGAGGGAGAAAGCAAAGCAAGAGGUUGAGGAAAGCCACAGGUUUUUGAGGGACCUGCUGCAGCUGGGUGCAGAGGACAGCAGGAAUUCCAGAGGCAGUGAUCCUGCUGUGACAAGACUGUACCACACAGAGCAGACACAGAGAGGACACUGGUUGGAAGGUGACUUUGCUGCUGGCAGUAAUCAAGAGAUGGGUUCACUGAGACACUCUGCAAUGAAGAUAGAAAGAGAUCUCAGUCCAGUGGGCCCUAAAAUACUGGGAGAAAGAAAAACUCUAGGAGGAGGAAGAGGUUCAUAUUGCUCAGUGCUUCAAGGAGAUCACAGGCAGUCACUGCACAGCCAUCACACCUUGAAUCUGCUGUCACCUUGGGCAAAUCUGCCCCACGGGGAGACCUGGGACAACUCUGGAGAGAGCAGUGACCAGGCCAGCUCCGACAGCCAGUGCAGCGCAGCCAUUCCGCCCUUCGGAGGCCCCAGCACCGUCCGUGGUUCCAGCCUGGCCGUGGUGGAGCAGUGGCUGAGGGGAGAGGAGCUGCGGGCUGGGCAGCAGGCGGUGCUGCUGCAGCUCCGGAGGAAGGCUCUGAGGGAGAGGGCCAGGGCCCAGCUGGCCUGGCUGGGCCACCGGAGACGCGUUCUGGAAAACCUGCAGGAUAGCACUGGAGCCUCUGCCAUGGCAGCAAAGCAGCACAAAAUCCUGAUGGAGCUGAAACAGGAGCAGGCAGAAAUCCAGCACCUGCAAAACAUCCACAGGGCAGCUCAUCAAGAAAGGAAGCUUUUAUUAAAGCAGCAGAGAGAAAUCUUAAUGAUGCAGCAUUCAACAGCACAACUCCAGGAAAAGCUGCACAGUUUGGCUGGGAAGCAGGAGAUUAUUAAGUCAGGGAGUAAAGACAGUUGUGUCCAGCUAAAGCACAAAAAGAGCAAUAAAUAUGAGGGCUUUCCUACUGAGAACAAGGAAUCACUGGUACAAUACCAGAAACAGGUGGAGCAGUUCCCAGGUUUGGAGCAGUCCCUUAAUGCUCAGGAUGUUUUCUUACCUUUGGAACCUACAAAUUCAGCUGGAAUGGAACCUAUAGCCACACUCAUUACAAGAAAAGGCCAGAAGUGUGUAUUUCUGGAAUCUGUGCUGGAGGAAAAGGCACUUCCUUCAGACUAUGAUCCUGAAGAUAAUGAAGUUAAAGAAGUGGAAGUGCCUGUCCCUUCUGAGAUCCACAAGGUGGAUGUCAGUCAAUGUUUGAAGCAUUUGGACCCUGUUUCUCUUGAAGCUUCUGAUGAACUACAUUUAAAAGUGUUUUCUGAAGGAUUACCUUCCACGGAAUCAUCGUCCAAGUCAAACAACUUCUUUUUGAAAUGUGAAAGUUCCAAAUCAGACUCUUCUCACUCAGAAUUCCAGAAAGUGUCUGCAGUUUGGAUCAACAUCUCGAAAAGUUCCCUUUCAGACCCAGAAUUAGAGCUGAAACAUGGAGAGGACACAGAUGUCAGUGUCCCAGAAGAGUUUGUCUGUGACAGCAGUGAUGCGUUUGCUAAUCUCUCAAAAGAGAUGCCAGUAACAAUAAGCAAUGGAAAGGAAACAUCACCUAGUAACAAACACAAUGAACGUCAGCUGCCUGAAGAUGACAGAGCUGAGACGUCAUCCCUCUCCCAGGAACACCCCAGAGAUGCCUUGGUUCCUGGCUGCACUGAUCACCUGCUUUCUUUCCUUCCAGCAGACAAAGCAAAUGGCUCCAGAAUGGAGUCAGCACAUUCCUGUCAGUCUGAAGACCCUUCUGAGGGAGCGGAUGAGCCACACCUGGGUGCCUCACAAAGCUGCAGCAGGAACAAACCCUGUUCUCAGGAUAUCCCAACGCUGGGGAAUGAUGCAGCUGCCAGCCCUUCAUGCACUGAUGCAGCCUCCAGUAGGGAUAUGGGUCUCCCUCCAACUGAUGAGGAUGCCUUGUCAGAAAUGCUGUGUCCUGUGGAUGAAGGAUUGUCCUCUGGAAGUGCUGACUUGCCAUCCCCUAACAAAAAGGAUUUGUCACUUCCAAGUGAAGAUCUUCCUCCUCCCCCUUUAGGUGCAGAUGCAAUGAAAAAUGGUGAUCCUGCCUCCAGCACGGAUGAUUUCCCAUCUCCACCAGAACAAAUGACAGGCUCAGAGUCUGGUCAGGGCAUGGAUGAAGAUAUAUCACUGGAAAUGGAUGCAUUACCCCCAUUACCUGAUAACACCAUGCCUGAAGAAUUUCCCCUGCUCAGUACAGAGACAAGUGGUGCUUUUUCAACUCAGCUUGGUUGUCUCUCAGAACAACGUACAUUUAGAGCUCUUUCAAGCUGUUUAUCAGAAAACCAGCAUGGAGAACAGGAGAUGCCUUUGCAGCAUUUGCAAUUUCUGCCUGUGUCAAAUACAAAUUCUUCUGGUGGAAGUCAAAGUCCUGAAUGCCCAAUGAAACAAUGCAAAGUGGAUGAAAAGCUGCCCAGCGCUGAGGAGGACAGUGAUGACCCAUUAUCACCAUUUGAGAUUGGGGACAGAGUGUUGGUAAGGCAGAGCCAGCCUGGAACUCUGAUGUUCAAAGACCAGACUCAUUUUGGCACUGGCCAUUGGGCUGGUGUUGCACUGGACGAAGCUGACAAUGCUGGAACUUAUGAAGGGGUGAAGUAUUUUGAGUGUGCUCAGAACUGUGGGGUCUUUGUCAGACCUGUUGAGAUUUCACACCUGUUGGGGGUUAACAACUAUAGUUCCAGUUACAUGGGGGAUGAAGACUCUGACUCCUUCCAUGAUGAUGACGAUGACACCCUCAAAGGAGGCUGUAAAUAUUCUGAAGAUGGUGAGCGGAGGGUGGGGUUUGCAGAGGAGGAAGCAGAAGACACAAACAGUGCAGGAGGUUCAGAAGUGAAAGAAAACCAGUCUGGGUUACACAGUGCCCUGCUGUCUGCAAAAGGGCAAAAGUUUCCCCAUUCCAGCCAGUGUAACUGUAAUGAAUUCCUCUUUCAAAAGAACUUAAUGUGCUUGGGAUCAGACAAAGAAAAAACAGAAUUGACACAAAUAAAACAAACUAUGUUUGCAGAUGCUCUUCCAAAGAAAAGCAAGACAAAUGAGGUAAACACAAGCAAAAAUAUUUGUUGCUUGGUAGAGGAUCAGAAAAGAAUUAAACUUGCUGAUGAUAUUGCAAGUGAAGUCAGUAAAAAACUUCUGUUUGACAUUUUAAUGGGAUUUUCUGAAACAGAUCAACACAAAUAUAAAAGUGCCUUUGAAAAAGACAUGAUGAAUUAUGGCAAAGGCCUGAGGCAAGAAGACAAUCAGAAACCAUUUCUCCUCAAAGAAAAUUCAGUUGCUGCCUUAUCUGAACCAUCUGCAACCGUUUCUGAUGUUUUACUGAGUAAUUUUGAUAUGCUCUGCAUUCAUGGUUGUCACACAGUAACAGACAGAAUUGUAACUAAAUUUAUAGAUGAUGCAGUUAAAGAAUAUAAGAAGAUUAAAAGAAAACUCAGAUCAAAAGCAGACAAGGUACUUCCUUUAUCUCCAGAGACUUCUCCAACCACUUUGCCUCUCCUUUUAAAAAUCCUUGAUGCUGGUGUUUUUGGAAGCUCUGAAGAUUUUGAUCAGCUUAAUUCUGACGAAAACAUGCUGGUGAGACAGACACAAAAGCAAUACUUGUACAAAUUAGAUCAGUGGCACUCAGCUCCUUGGAAGAAAACUGUGGAAACUCCUCUUAUGAUACCACAUAACAGUUCUUAUGUUAAAAAUUUGUCUGCAUAUGCUGUGGAAGAAUUAUGGACCCCAGAGAACAUAAAUUCAAAUUUCAGGAACAUCAAUGUGCCAAAGUACUUGGAAUAUAAUGAUCUCCCAGGGAAUGAUUUGGAAGCAGAAAGCAAGAGGAUGUAUAAUCAGGUUAUAUUUGAUUUGAGCCGUGAGUUGCUGUGUGCAGAAUAUCAAGUGACUGCCAAGCCAAAUGUGUUCCCAUGGAUGAAAAACAAUGUGGGAUCUCACUGUUCCAGGCAUCUCUGCAGAAGGGCAGAUGUCAGUGAUGUCAAGACGUUUGUUCAGGGUGAAAUAAUUAAAAUUAUGAACCUGGAAAAGAAUGACUUAGAAAUGAAAAGAAAAUUCCUAAAUAUGACCAAGUAUGGAAACUGUAAGAGAGACAGAGUGGACCUUAUUCUGAUCCAUGAGCUCCACAAAGAAGAAUCUCAGUGGACUUCUUAUGGUGAUGAUGAAUUAACAGUGAAGAUGAGGAUGACUGAAGCCAUAUUUGAUAGCUUGAUGCUUGAUACAAUCAGAGUUCUUAAUAAGAUUUAUCAGAAAAAAGCCUGUUGUAAAGGUGACUGUGCACCAUCUUUAUUCUUUUAAUGCACUGUGGAACUGAUUGAAAGGAGCCUGGAGAAGUGGCACAGGGAAUGGCAGGACCUGCAGCCAGACAUUCAGGCUAAAUGUCUAUAAUUUUAUGCAAAUAAGGCAAAUACUGAUGUGAUGCACUUUAAAUUGGAGACUUUUCUACCAGCAGCUUCAAUUCCUAACAAUUAGAUAUGUUCCUGUAAUUGGGUUAUUUAUCAUGCAAUUCACUAGAGCCCAUUGAAUUUUUACAACAUCCCAAUGUGGGGUGCUGAGAAUGUACUUUAAUAAACAAAAGAGAGGAAAUCAAUUCUCCUUUGCUAUUGGCAAAGCUGGAAAAAGCAAGAUUUUGACAAGGAAAUAGAAACAUUUUUCUCAGCAUGGCAAUUGUUCACUAUGUUAAUUGCUGUGGUGCCACUUAUUUUGUAUUGAGAAAAUCAAAUUUUUGUUAGUUCUUUUUAAAAUAAAUACUGUGCAAAUAUUUCUUACUGGAAUUCAGAAACCUUUCAUUAUUGAACAAUUGAUUGUAAAGAGAUCAGAUUUUUUUUCCCAAUCCUAUUCUUUCAGAGUGUUUUUCAAAUAAAACUAAAAUCAGGAUCAAUAAAGAUAAAUUAUAUAUAAACUUAAGAUUUAAAAAUACAAUGCUUAAAAUCUGGUUGGGUGGAAUAGAAAGACAUUUUAUGUUUGUGUUUUUAAAUGCUUUUAGCUUAAUUGUUUUUGUACUUGUUUUCUGAAUAAAAUAUGAUACACAUGGCUUAUUUUGUUUAUUUAUUCUCACUGAAAUUAGUUAAAAUUACAGAUUAUCUUGUACACACUGCUCUUCUCAGCAGUGAAUGGGUGCACUUUUGUUUUGUUUUGCUGGGCAUAUUAAACCCUCCCCUGCUUGUUGCCAUAUGAACAGAAAUAAAAAGGCAACUUCUGCC